Molecule: messenger RNA, 1461 nt
Organism: Mesorhabditis spiculigera
Lineage: Eukaryota; Metazoa; Nematoda; Chromadorea; Rhabditida; Rhabditidae
Source: the annotation of a GenBank genome assembly
AUGGGUCCGAUACGGCUAGCCGUUUCUUCGCUUCUACUUAUUUCGGCUUGUCUUGCUACGCCUGGACUUGAAUCACGACAAGCCGCCGUGAACAAAGCCAUCGAGCAGACGAAACGCCGCCAAAGCGCCCCACCAGCCCCACAAAACACAAGAAGUGCCGCGGCUCGGAGUACUGCCGGUGGCCGAUCGGAGACGGUGGAUGUGGAGCGGUUGAAUUCGUUGUUGCGGACCCUCGAUAAGACAUGGAUUAUGCCACGUGUCGGGGCCAAGGAUCCGGUCGGCAGCAAUUUCCAGUACAAGAAAACAUGCGCAUCAAUCUACAAAGCGAGACACGGCGCCUGUCAGCAGCUCGGUUUUGGAACGAUGUGCUUCAACUAUUGUCACGAGAGGGGUGAGAAGCUCGUGUUCAAAUGCCAAGAUACCUCGGAGGCAUCGUACUGCCGUCAAUCAGCCACUUUCGACAUCUUCAUCGCCAAGUACCGAAAGGACGCCUACAAGGCCAAGGCUUACGUCCACCAGAUGAUCUCCCGAUGCUUUGCGACCGCCGUCUGCAACACGCAAACUGGAAUCCUGAACUCGACAUUGAUCGAAGACGAGCCAGAUGUUGAAACAACCACUAAGCUGGCUCGACUGCGGAUCACGAAGCCAGCUGGUGGCUUCCAGUUGCCUGGCAAGAAUGGGCGGAAUAACAAGAAGAAGGAAGAGGAGGUGACUAUCCCGAGGCUGAAGCAACGCAAGUACAAGCCAACCACCCCGUUGCCCGUCCCGCCUCCAGAAGAGACGGUAGAAGAGGUCGAGGAAGAGACAGAACCUGAGCUGGCCACCCGUGUGCCGGCUAGACGGACGACGACUGAACGCGCAAAUAUUUGGGACAAAUUCACCGUUAGCGCCAAGGGAAAGGCGACGCCGAAAUAUAUCCCGUUUUGGCAGCGGCUUUUGACCACGGCAUCCCCAAGCAACCGGCUCGUCGUCGAAGAAAAUGAGGAGCCGGCGGUUGACGAGAAUACACAGGGCAAGAAGGCCAGAAGGCCCCUCCCAAAGGCCAACUACAAAGUACGCUUACCGACGAAGCGGCCUAGGAUGUCGAAGAUGGAGACACCCGACAGCGAAACGACACACAUCGGCGAGCCGCAGACAGUGGCCACUGUGGAGCGGCUAGAGACGACGGCGAGCACAGCGGCGCCGACCAAACGCUCCACAACGCCUCCGACGAGUCUACCAGAAGAGGAGGAAACGGAAGAGGAGCCAGAGCAGACCAUUCCCACUACAAAAGCGCCCAGAAAAACCACGCCCAGGCAACGUCACACCUUCAAGCCGCUGCCCGUCACACCGAUGGGCCCCGAUCUUGCAUUCAUGAAGCCGGGCGACCCGAACAGCGAGGAACAAAUGCCAGGAUUUUGGAAUAAAUUCCAGCCGGGCCGUUGGUAUCAGUCGAUUCACUACCUCACGAACACCGGCCGA